Messenger RNA from Rhagoletis pomonella (apple maggot), 6257 nucleotides. It is a transcript of the gene nompC, whose product is annotated as serine/threonine-protein phosphatase 6 regulatory ankyrin repeat subunit A. The record is from RefSeq and is a predicted model, not a curated record. The transcript is spliced from 17 exons. Gene Ontology annotation, molecular function: calcium channel activity; protein binding. Gene Ontology annotation, biological process: GPI anchor biosynthetic process; calcium ion transmembrane transport. Gene Ontology annotation, cellular component: glycosylphosphatidylinositol-N-acetylglucosaminyltransferase (GPI-GnT) complex; membrane. The coding region runs from base 1 to 5337 and encodes 1778 amino acids. NCBI's taxonomy places the organism in Eukaryota, Metazoa, Arthropoda, Insecta, Diptera, Tephritidae.
AUGUCGCAACCGGGUAAACGCGGUGGGCGUGGUGGCGCUGGCGGUGGCAUUGGACGUCGUACGCCAUCAAACGUUGCUGGUGCUAUCGGUGGCAUUAAUACGCCGGAUGAAUCAACUACGGCCAGUGAACGUGCCACACCGGCCAGUAAGGCCGACUCCGAUCAAAAGGAUGACAGCUCCAGCAAUGGCGAUAAAAAGGAGACAGAUGGCUUUACAACGCCAAAGCCUCCAAGCGCUGGCGCUUCGAUACGUGAUACCUCGAAUAAGAUACUCGCAUUGGCGAUGAAAAGCGAAUGGACGCCAAUCGAGCAGGAGCUAAAAAAACUGGAGAAAUAUGUGGCAAAUGUGGGUGAGGAUGGCAACCACAUACCGCUGGUGGGCAUACACGAUCCGAACACCGGCAUGACACCUCUAAUGUACGCCACCAAGGAUAAUAAGACAUCAAUUAUGGAUCGGAUGAUUGAGUUGGGCGCAGAUGUUGGAGCAAGAAAUAAUGACAACUACAAUGCGUUACACAUAGCUUCCAUGUACUCGCGUGAGGAUGUUGUCAAGUUGUUGCUUAACAAACGUGGCGUGGAUCCCUACUCUACGGGUGGCUCUCGCACCCAAACUGCUGUGCAUUUGGUCUCCAGUCGACAAACAGGAACGGCAACAAAUAUUUUGCGCGCUCUUUUAGCUGCAGCUGGAAAGGAAAUUCGCCUAAAAGUAGACGGGCGAGGUAAAAUACCACUGCUGCUUGCGGUAGAAUCCGGUAAUCAGUCUAUGGUUAGAGAGCUGCUGUCAGCUCAAACAUCAGACCAACUGAAGGCAACAACAGCUAAUGGAGACACGGCCCUGCAUUUGGCCGCCAGACGACGGGAUGUCGAUAUGGUUCGCAUCCUGGUCGAUUACGGCACCAAUGUCGACACCCAGAAUGGUGAGGGCCAGACACCGUUGCACAUAGCGGCCGCCGAAGGUGACGAGGCACUGCUGAAGUACUUCUAUGGCGUGCGCGCUUCCGCGUCCAUUGCGGACAAUCAAGAUCGUACACCAAUGCAUUUAGCAGCUGAGAAUGGCCAUGCGCACAUCAUUGAAAUUUUGGCGGACAAAUUCAAGGCGAGCAUCUUCGAACGCACAAAGGAUGGCAGCACGCUGAUGCAUAUCGCCUCGCUGAAUGGCCAUGCCGAGUGCGCGACGAUGCUCUUCAAGAAGGGCGUCUAUCUACACAUGCCAAAUAAGAAUGGCGCGCGCAGCAUUCACACCGCGGCCGCUUACGGCCACACCGGCAUCAUCAACACGCUGCUGCAGAAGGGCGAAAAAGUUGAUGUGACGACGAAUGAGAACUACACAGCACUCCAUAUUGCUGUGGAGUCUGCGAAGCCAGCCGUCGUCGAAACAUUGCUUGGCUUCGGCGCCGAUGUCCAUGUCCGUGGCGGUGCGAUGCACGAAACGCCGCUGCAUAUUGCCGCACGAGUUAAGGAUGGCGAUCGUUGUGCUUUAAUGCUCCUUAAGUCCGGAGCUAGUCCCAAUUUAACUACCGAUGAUGGCCUGACGCCGGUGCAUGUGGCCGCGCGUAACGGUAAUCUGGCAACGCUGACACAACUCCUCGAAGAUGGUGGCGAUCCGCUAUACAAAUCCAAUACCGGCGAAACGUCACUGCAUAUGGCCUGCCGUUCGUGUCACCCCGAAAUCGUACGACACCUCAUCGAAAUGGUCAAGGAGAAACAUGGCCCCGACAAGGCUACCACCUACAUUAAUUCAGUUAACGACGAUGGCGCCACCGCACUACACUACACAUGCCAAAUCACCAAGGAGGAGGUCAAAAUUCCCGAGUCCGACAAGGAGAUUGUCCGCAUGCUGCUGGAGAAUGGCGCAGAUGUGACGCUGGCAACGAAAACUGUGCUGGAGACUGCUUUCCAUUACUGUGCUGUCGCUGGCAACAACGAUGUACUAAUGGAGAUGAUCGCGCACAUGAAUCCCACAGACAUACAAAAAGCCAUGAAUCGACAGACGUCGGUAGGCUGGACGCCGUUGCUAAUCGCCUGUCACCGCGGGCACAUGGAGCUGGUCAACAACCUUUUAGCGAAUCAUGCCAGAGUGGAUGUGUUCGACACAGAGGGCCGAUCCGCCCUGCAUUUGGCUGCCGAACGAGGGUAUCUGCACGUCUGCGACGCAUUACUCACCAACAAGGCGUUUAUCAAUUCGAAAUCGCGUGUCGGUCGCACGGCGCUACAUCUGGCGGCGAUGAAUAGCUUCACACAUCUAGUGAAGUUUCUCAUCAAGGAUCACAAUGCUGUUAUCGAUAUAUUGACACUGCGCAAGCAAACGCCUCUCCAUCUAGCCGCCGCUAGUGGACAGAUGGAGGUAUGUCAGCUUCUGCUUGAGCUCGGAGCUAACAUAGACGCGACCGACGAUCUGGGUCAAAAGCCCAUACAUAUCGCUGCGCAGAACAACUACUCUGAAGUGGCCAAAUUGUUCCUGCAACAACAUCCGUCGCUGGUGAAUGCCACCAGCAAGGAUGGCAACACCUGCGCGCACAUCGCUGCCAUGCAGGGUUCGGUGAAAGUGAUCGAGGAGCUAAUGAAGUUCGAUCGUUCUGGCGUGAUAUCGGCUAGAAACAAAUUGACUGAUGCCACGCCGCUGCAGCUGGCGGCCGAGGGUGGACAUGCGGACGUGGUGAAGGCGUUGGUACGUGCGGGCGCCUCGUGCACAGACGAGAACAAAGCUGGCUUUACGGCCGUGCAUUUGGCGGCACAGAACGGGCAUGGUCAGGUAUUGGAUGCGUUGAAAAGUACCAACUCUUUGAGGAUAACCAGCAAGAAAUUGGGACUGACGCCGUUGCAUGUGGCAGCCUACUACGGACAGGCGGACACUGUGCGCGAGCUGUUGACGAGCGUGCCGGCAACGGUGAAAUCUGAGCCGCCGACAGGACAAAGUCUCUUCGGUGAAUUGGGGGCAGAAUCCGGCAUGACACCAUUGCACUUGGCAGCAUUCUCGGGCAAUGAAAAUGUAGUAAGGUUACUACUAAAUUCUGCCGGUGUACAAGUGGAGGCGGCAACGACAGAAAACGGCUACAAUCCGCUCCAUUUGGCUUGCUUCGGUGGUCACAUGUCAGUGGUUGGCUUGCUUCUGAGUCGCUCAGCAGAACUGCUCCAAUCGACGGAUCGUCAUGGCAGGACGGGUCUACAUAUCGCCGCCAUGCACGGCCACAUACAGAUGGUGGAGAUUCUGUUGGGUCAGGGCGCAGAAAUAAAUGCCACCGACAAAAACGAUUGGACGCCACUGCAUUGUGCUGCCAAAGCCGGCCACUUGGAAGUUGUGAAGUUACUAUGCGAGGCCGGCGCUUCGCCCAAGUCGGAGACGAACUACGGUUGCGCGGCGAUAUGGUUCGCCGCCUCCGAAGGCCACAAUGAUGUGCUGCGGUAUCUGAUGAAUAAAGAGCACGAUACGUAUAGCCUGAUGGAGGACAAGCGCUUCGUGUACAAUUUGAUGGUGGUCUCAAAGAAUCACAACAACAAGCCGAUACAAGAGUUUGUGCUUGUGUCGCCGGCGCCAGUGGAUACCGCAGCCAAAUUGUCAAAUAUCUAUAUAAACUUGUCGACAAAGGAAAAAGAACGCGCCAAAGAUCUAGUAGCCGCUGGCAAACAAUGUGAAUCUAUGGCGACGGAGCUGCUAGCCCUUGCCGCAGGCUCUGAUUCGGCCGGAAAAAUACUGCAAGCCACCGAUCGUAGAAAUGUCGAGUUCCUAGAUGUGCUAAUUGAAAAUGAACAAAAGGAAGUUAUUGCACACACUGUAGUGCAGCGCUAUCUGCAAGAACUCUGGCGCGGCUCACUCACCUGGGCUUCCUGGAAAAUACUGCUACUCUUAGUCGCAUUCAUUGUGUGCCCACCCGUCUGGAUUGGUUUCACUUUCCCGAUGGGCCAUAAAUUCAACAAAGUGCCUAUUAUCAAAUUCAUGUCCUAUCUCACCUCGCACAUCUAUCUGAUGAUCCAUCUGAGCAUAGUCGGCAUAACGCCCAUCUAUCCUGUGCUGCGGCUAAGUUUGGUCCCCUACUGGUACGAAAUUGGGCUGCUCAUUUGGUUGAGUGGUUUACUUUUGUUCGAGCUGACAAAUCCAUCUGACAAAUCUGGAUUGGGAUCGAUAAAACUGUUGGUGCUGCUGCUGGGCAUGGCCGGUGUGGGCGUGCAUGUGGCCGCGUUCGUCUUCGUCUCCAAAUUAUACUGGCCGACACUGAUCUAUUGCCGCAAUCAGUGUUUCGCAUUGGCUUUUCUGCUAGCCUGCGUGCAAAUAUUGGACUUUCUCUCGUUCCAUCACCUCUUCGGACCAUGGGCUAUCAUCAUUGGUGAUUUGCUAAAGGAUUUGGCACGCUUCUUGGCAGUACUGGCGAUUUUCGUUUUUGGCUUCUCAAUGCAUAUUGUAGCGCUGAAUCAGUCGUUUGCGAACUUAAAGCCGGAGGAUUUGCGGGGGUUCGAAAAACGCAACCGCAAUCGCGGAUACUUCAGCGACGAUGAUAUGCCAACACCACGACCUCCUCCCAGCUCAGCUGAGCGUUAUAUCGAUAGUCGAAGUUUAUCUAGCGAAUUUCGACGCAAACAUAAAGAUGAUUUGCGCAUGCAUCCGAUUACUUCGUUUGAGUUACUCUUCUUCGCCGUUUUCGGUCAGACAACAACCGAACAAACACAGGUUGACAAGAUACAAAACGUGGCCGAGCCCACUCAGCCAUACUGGGUGGAAUAUCUGUUCAAAAUAGUCUUCGGCAUUUAUAUGUUGGUGUCGGUGGUUGUGUUAAUCAACCUGUUGAUUGCUAUGAUGUCUGACACCUAUCAACGGAUACAGGCUCAAUCCGAUAUUGAAUGGAAAUUUGGCCUAUCCAAGCUUAUACGCAAUAUGCAUCGCACAACAACAGCGCCCUCGCCGCUUAAUUUAGUUACCACAUGGUUUAUAUGGAUCGUCGAGAAGGUCAAGGCGCGCAUGAAGAAAAAGAAGCGUCCAAGUCUGGUACAGAUGAUGGGAAUACGUCAGGCCAGCCCGCGCACAAAGGCUGGCGCCAAAUGGCUCUCGAAGAUCAAGAAAGACUCUGUGGCUCUAUCCGUUGUACAUCUAUCGCCACUUGGAUCGCAGACCAGCUUUACCGCUGCCAAUCGGAAUCGCAUCGAGAAUGUAGCUGACUGGGAAGCGAUCGCCAAGAAGUAUCGCGCGCUUGUCGGCGACGAGGAGGGUGGUUCCAUCAAGGAUUCGGAGGCAGAGAGCGGCUCUGUCGAGGGUAGCGGUGGCGGCACGGGUGCGCCACCGCCGCCUGCACAGGUGGGCAAUAAUGUUGCAGCCGCACAACCACAAGAGAUAUUGCCGCACGUGUAGAGUGAGCUUUUUCCAUUAAAAAAAAACUGCAUUCAUUAAGCAUUUGAAGCACGCCAUGUAUGGCUAUUUUUCCAUCCAGUAGAAAGUUGAAACACACAAGCUUACGAAAGCUUUAAGUAAACUAAUUACAUAUAAAUUAUAUUACAGGUUUAAGACAACAAGAAAAUUAACUAAAUGUCUUAAGAAAUAUUAUAAUUGACUUAAAAAAUUCAUAAACACUUGUAAAAAUAGGGAUUAGCUAGCAAAUGAAGUAGUAGAUCGUUUAAAAAUGAAUUGGAUAGACGUAACAAGCCUUAAGCAAUAUCCACUUAGAAUACGUUAGAUAGAAUAAACAAACAAUAAAUGUGUCAUAAAAUUAAAAAAUUGUAUGUUAUUGUAAGUCUAAAAAACUAAAUUAAAAAACUAAAAGAUGAAACAGAAAAAAAUGUAUGAAAUUCUGAUAAACAACAAAGCGAAAUGUUUUCCAGUCUAGCAUAAGAAUACUCGUAAAAAAAGCAACUUAAAUGCAAAGUUUAUCAAAUUUUUGUUGAAUAAUGGGUAUUGUUUCUCACAAAAAUUCAUAAGAAAAACGCAGAAAACUUAUCCUUCAUUGAGUCAAUCGAGUUUUUUGUUGAAAAUUUGCAACUUUCGAUCAUUUAUUGGACACACUUUAAAAUGAAAAAAUGAAAAUGAAAAUUAAAAAAAAUGCCAUGUGGAAACAGACUUAAUGACUGUUUUUGUAAACAUAAUUGCGGGGACAUUUUCAUUAAAAAUGUUGUCAUUUAAUACCUAGUGGAAGUUCAGCAUUAAUGAAAUUAGUUAAUUUAAUUCACUUAAAAUUUGUUUUGAACUAAAGAGCCACAGCAGACAAAUAAAUCAGGCAAUGCUGUAGUCAAAAAGUAUAUUUAAAUUAAAAAUAUAAUAAUUUGAUUUAUUUUAGA